This is a messenger RNA of Sarcophilus harrisii (Tasmanian devil), 1459 nucleotides long. It is a transcript of the gene DCK, whose product is annotated as deoxycytidine kinase. Gene Ontology annotation, biological process: nucleobase-containing compound metabolic process. The record is from RefSeq and is a predicted model, not a curated record. Gene Ontology annotation, cellular component: mitochondrion; cytoplasm. Bases 163 to 939 code for a protein of 258 amino acids. The transcript has 7 exons. Gene Ontology annotation, molecular function: ATP binding; deoxycytidine kinase activity. Lineage: Eukaryota; Metazoa; Chordata; Mammalia; Dasyuromorphia; Dasyuridae.
CCGUCCCACCCUUCUCCCGCGCGCCAAAAUCAAACUAGUCCGGCUGCAGCGCGCCAGCUGAGUGUGUGUCCCGCGUUUCCCGCGUUUCCCGCGUCUCCCGCGUCUCCCUAAAUUUUCGCAUUCGCUUCUGGUCAGAGCGGCGGCCGCAGCUGAGGAGGCGAGAUGGCCACUCCGCCCAAGAGAAGCUGCCCGUCGCCCGCCGCCGGCGGAGUCCGCAUCAAGAAGAUCGCCAUCGAAGGCAAUAUCGCUGCAGGAAAGUCGACAUUUGUAAAUAUCCUUAAGCAAGUCUCUGAUGAUUGGGAAGUAGUUCCUGAACCUGUUGCCACGUGGUGCAGCGUUCAAAACACUCAAGAUGAAUUUGAGGGACUGACAACUUCUCAGAAAAGUGGUGGAAAUGUGCUUCAGAUGAUGUAUGAAAAACCAGAACGAUGGUCAUUUACCUUCCAAAUCUAUGCCUGCUUAAGCAGAAUACGAGCUCAACUCUGCACUCUCAAUGGGAAGCUGAAAGAGACUGAGAAGCCUGUAGUGUUCUUUGAACGCUCUGUGUACAGUGACAGAUAUGUUUUUGCAUCUAAUUUAUAUGAGUCUGAUUGUAUGAACGAAACAGAAUGGACAAUUUAUCAAGACUGGCAUGACUGGAUGAACAAACAGUUUGGUCAAAGUCUUGAAAUGGAUGGAAUAAUUUAUCUUCGAGCUAUUCCAGAGAAAUGUUUAAAUAGAAUUUACUUGAGGGGAAGAGAAGAAGAACAAGAAAUUCCUCUUGAAUACUUAGAAAAACUACAUCAUAAACAUGAAAGCUGGCUCCAGAAUAGAACACUGAAAACCAACUUUGAUUAUCUACAUGAGAUACCCAUUUUAACACUGGAUGUUAAUGAAGAUUUUAAGGACAAGCAUGAAAAUCUCAUUGAAAAGGUCAAGGAAUUUUUGAGCACUUUAUAAUAUUACAGAAGUCAAUUUACAGCCAGUGAUUGAAGUACUUGAGUUUUCUGCAUUUUCACCUUUGACGUAAUCCCAACUGAAAACGUGAAUCAUGCAUGAACUGUGCAGUGUUUUUUCUUUAGAAAAUCUGUGUAAAAGACGAUGACCACAUUUUUAGCAUCUCGUAACUAUGGAAACCUUUAUGAAAUUAUAUCGCAAAAACAUGACUUCAGUAUGAAUUAAGGUAGUUUUAAACUAUGAUGUUUUUAAAAAAAGCUUGUCUUGAAAUUUUUUAUAUUAUAAUUUUACUAUUCAUUUUAAUAUUAAGGUGAGAGUUCAGUGGAUUAACUAUUUUAAAUGCACUGAUUUUUAUAAAAGAGACUUGGUUUCAAAUUACCAAAAUAUUUUUAAAAUAUCUACAUAUUUUGUGAGUUGUUUUUAUUUUUCAUAAGUUGUUUUGUCUGCUUAGGUUAGAUAUGUACAUUGAGGUUGUAAAUUCAUCAUGAAAUAAAGUUGGAUUUAAAACUUUAUUUUUAAAAAA